AUGAAGAGUUUUCAUCGAUGGACCAACAGAUCAUUUGAUGAUUUGCUUGGUUUAUUAAGGGAGCUUAUUCCAAAUGGAAAGCAAAAUUUGCCAAAAUCAUACAGUAGUGCUCGAAAGUACGUUAGUGGUCUAGGCCUUCACUAUGAGAAGUAUGAUGUUUGUCAUAAUCAUUGUACAUUAUAUUGGGGAUCAUUUGCCAAUGCAACAUCAUGUCAAAUAUGUGGGUUAUCUAGGUGGAAGUCUGAUGAAGGGAAAAGCAAGAGGAAAAAAACUCCAUAUAAAGUGCUACGAUACUUCCCUUUAAAACCAAGGUUGCAGAAGUUGUUUAUGUCUAGUCAAGUAGCAUCCGAUAUGCGAUGGCAUAAGGAAAAAAGGAUAAAUGAUGGAAUUAUGAGGCACCCUGCUGAUAGUCUUGCAUGGAAGUCUUUUGAUGAACAACAUGGCUCAUUUGCAAGUGAUGCUCGUAAUGUUAGACUCGGAUUGGCAACUGAUGGUUUCCAGCCUUUUGGAAAUAUGAGCUCCCAACAUAGCAUUUGGCCUGUAAUUCUUAUACCCUAUAACUUACCCCCCUGGAUUUGUAUGAAGCAGACCAAUUUGAUAAUUUCAAUGAUUAUUCCAGGGGAGCAUAGUCCAGGAAUGGGUAUAGAUAUUUUUUUGCAGCCUUUAAUUGCUGAAUUAAAAGAGUUGUGGGAGGUUGGUGUGGAGACUUAUGAUGCACAUAGCAAAAAGAACUUCACAUUGCAUGCAUCCAUUAUUUGGACAAUAAGUGAUUUUCCAGCUUAUGGAGAUUUAUCAGGGUGGUCAACAAAAGGUUACAAGGCUUGUCCUGCUUGCCAUAAAUAUACUAGUGCAAAACACCUUGCUUGUUCAAAGAAAAUGUGCUAUAUGGAUCAUAGAAGGUUUUUGCCUCCUAGUCAUAAAUGGCGUAAGGACACUAAGUCCUGCAAUGGCUUUAGAGAGAUAAGAGCAAUUCCAAAACCACUGUCAGGUGAUGAGGUGUUAAUGGAGCUUGAAACUUUCACUCAAAUGCCAUUUAAUAGAGGUAUCAAAAGGAAGUAUGAUGCUUCAAAUAGUUUCGAGAAUUGGAGGAAGAAGAGUAUCUUUUUUCAGUUACCCUAUUGGAAGACACUUCUUAUUCGGCAUAAUCUGGAUGUGAUGCACAUUGAAAAGAAUGUGUGUGAUAAUGUGUUAGAAACUAUAAUGAACAUCAAAGGAAAGACGAAAGAUAAUUUGAAUAGCCGUUAUGAUUUGGUGAGUAUGGGCAUUAGACACGAGCUUCACCCAAUUGUGAAUGGAAAUAAUGUUUGUGUCCCAAUGGCACAAUAUGUGCUUUCUAAUCAUGAAAAGGAAGUCUUAUGUAAGAUGUUGGCUAAUCUGAAGACUCCAGAUGGUUAUUUGUCAAAAAUAUCCAGGUGUGUUAAUGUAAAGGAACGUAAGAUUUCUGGAAUGAAAAGUCAUGAUUGCCAUGUAUUCAUACAACGACUUCUUCCUCUUGCAAUUCGAGGUUUCCUUCCUAAAAAUAUUACUAAGCCACUUAUUCAGUUAAGUGCCUUCUUUCGAGAUAUAUGCAGUAAGAGUUUAGAUAGUUCUCAAUUGGAUGACAUCGAGAAGCAAAUUGUCUUGACAUUAUGCAAAUUAGAGAUGAUUUUUCCUCCAUCUUUUUUUGACAUUAUGGUGCAUUUAGUUGUACACUUACCAGGUGAGGCCAAGAUUGCUGGACCUGUUCAAUACAGAUGGAUGUACCCAAUUGAGAGAUAUUUGCAUAAAUUAAAAUUAUAUGUUCGGAAUAAGGCAAAGCCAGAAGGAUCAAUUGCUGAAGCUUACAUUGCUGAUGAGUGCUUAACUUUCUGUUCAAGAUAUUUGGUAGGAAUUGACACCAUCUUUAAUCAGCUCCCACGAAAUGAUGAUGGCUUUGAUCAGAAUGGUUGCAAUGAUGGGUUGGGAAUUGUUAGAAGAUCUGAGCGACCAUUAGGAAGAGGUGAGUAUCACUUGCUCACUGAUGAUUGGAAGCAGAAGGCACAUCUUUACAUUCUUAAUAACUGUGAAGAAGUUUGGCCUUAUGUUGAGAAACAUAAAGGUUCAUUGCCUAAUAUGAGUCAUCGGGAAUUGAUGAGACGUUAUAAUUCAGAAUUCCCAAACUGGUUCUUUAAUCAUGUGGUUGAGUUACAUGCGCAAGGAGCAAUUUCUGAUGACUUACUCCAUUUAGCUGAAGGUCCUUUAACAUGCUAUAAGUGUUAUACUGGUUAUAUUGUGAAUGAGUUUCACUUUCAUACUUUAGAUCGUCAGAAAAUCAGACAAAGUCAAAACUUUGGUGUCAUGUCCAGGGGUGACAAUAAUUGUCCUAACAAAGAGUAUUAUGGAACUUUGAUGGAUGUGUGGGAGCUACAAUACUCAGCAAGGAAUCAAAUUUCAUUAUUUAAAUGUGAAUGGUUUGAUGUGCGAUAUAAACAGACUGGUUACAUAGUAGAUAAUUACUCAAUCACAAGUGUCAAAGCCAAUGCUCGAUUAAGUACAGAGGAGCCUUUUAUUUUGGCUUGUCAAGCUGAGCAAGUCUUUUAUGUUGAGGAUCCAAAAAAUCCAAAUUGGCUUGUUGUAAUGAAAACUCAUCCUCGAGAUCUUUAUAACAUGCCUAUUGAAUUACAGGAUGAUGUUUGUGAAAUUGCUGAUGAUAAUGAGGUUUACCAAGAAGAGGAAAAUGACAUGCAUGGUCGUCCAACAAGACCGUUAGACAAUGAUGAUGAUAUUGUUGACUUGAAUAGGGUUGAUGUUGAUCCUGAAGAAGUUCCUAUUCAAACAGCUCAAGAAAUUCAAGAACGAAUUGAACAAGAUGAUGAGGAACAUAAUCAAGAAUUAAAUAUAGAUGUUAGUGAAGAUGAAUUUGGAGAUGAUAAUAAUGAAUUUGAAGAAGAAGAAGAUGAUGAUUAA
Molecule: messenger RNA, 2925 nt
Organism: Hevea brasiliensis (rubber tree)
Lineage: Eukaryota; Viridiplantae; Streptophyta; Magnoliopsida; Malpighiales; Euphorbiaceae
Exons: 3
Coding region: 1-2925 (974 amino acids)
Source: RefSeq, a predicted model, not a curated record